Molecule: messenger RNA, 1366 nt
Organism: Papilio xuthus (Asian swallowtail)
Lineage: Eukaryota; Metazoa; Arthropoda; Insecta; Lepidoptera; Papilionidae
Gene: CSN8
Product: COP9 signalosome subunit 8
Exons: 5
Coding region: 408-974 (188 amino acids)
Biological process (GO): protein deneddylation; COP9 signalosome assembly
Cellular component (GO): COP9 signalosome
Source: RefSeq, a predicted model, not a curated record
AUUGACUAAAUUUUCGUUAUGACGAUUGUGAUUCAUAGUUUUUCGGUAAAAUAUAUGCAUAGAGGUAUAUAAAUAGGUUGAAAGAUAUAAAAAACAAACUGCGAUGUUCUUAUUAAGAAGAAGAUGUUGUCGUUUACACGAGUACUUACCAGCGGAAACAAAUUAAUCUCCGGCGUUGAUAAAGUUAACAUCUCUGACAGCCUGACGAUGUCGGAAGUACGGGCGCACGCAGCGACGCUCCCCGUACACCUCCCAGAUCUAUUACACACAACAAAGUUCACUAGUGGUUCUAUAUUUGUGCAAAUCUAUAUAUAUGAAAGAAAGUCGUAAAAAGUGAAACCAAAACAGAAAACUCAUUCAUUUGUAGAUAUUGCUAAUUACUUUGGAUAACCAUCCAAAAAAUAUACAUGCUAAAUAUGAUAACCAAUUUUGAUAACCUUUGCAGUGAAUUAGAAAAACAAGAGUUAGAGGCACCCAAUGGAGUGGCUUCGCCAACCACAUAUGCUCAGUUAUUGGCCAUUUAUUUGUACCAAAAUGAUUUAUGCAAUGCAAAAUUCUUAUGGAAGAGAAUACCACCAAAUAUUAUAAGCAGUAACCCAGAAAUAGCUGCAAUUUGGACUGUAGGACAGAAGUUGUGGAAAAAAGAUCUUGCCGGAACAUAUCAGGCACUUGCAAUUUACAACUGGACUGAACCAAUAUCUAAUAUCAUUAGGGCACUUGAAGAGAGAGUGCGAGAAAGAGCUCUUAAUUUAAUUGGCCGGUCAUACAGCUCCAUCUCACAUAAUACCUUGGUCUCUAUGACGGGACUCAGCAAUGAAGCAAUUGCACAAAUUUGCAAAGAACGUAAAUGGGAGCUAAGUGAGGAUGGAACUACAAUUAAACCGAUACCACCAGUUCAACCAACACCACUUCAUACAUCUAGUGAAGACCAACUGUUCAAGCUAACUGAAUUUGUGACUUUCUUGGAAAACUGAGUAAGACAAGUUUACUUUAACGUAAUGUUUAAGAAGUCAUAAAUGCAACUUUAAACGUGUUUUGGACAGUGACAGUUGUGGAAUAUAAACCAAAUUGCUUGCCUGUCUAUCUAAAUAUUAUUUAUUAAUAAAUUGGUAAUCUUGGAUACACAAUAUGUUUUGUAAUAUUGUAAUAAUUUACUUCAAUUGUGAGCAUAUCACAAUGUUCUUGAUGUAAUUACGUAAACAAGGCAGGCAUUUUGACUUCUUAGCCGUGCUUCUGGUUCAAAAUAAGUUUUAUCCUGAAUUAAAUGUGAAGAUGUACUACUCAUUGUAAUCUUAUUCACAUGUGUAAAAUGUGUACUUUCAUUUAAACUCAUAGCCACAUACUUUAAGAAAUUUCAAUAAACAUG